CCUCCCCUCCCACCGGCCACUGCAACUGCCAAACGGUAAAACGUGUUUGAAGAAGAGAGUGCCCCAGUUUGCAGAAGCCAGGGGCAGUCUUGGGCAUGCGUUGCGUAUAUAAGAGCCCCACCCACGCUCUCUUCCUCCUUCACAAACAAAACUCACCCACUCUGAGAAAACCGGAGGGUCCAACCAAGGUUCACCAGGUUUCAAGGUAGAAAAGCAAAAUGGUGAAGAUCUGUUGCAUUGGUGCUGGAUAUGUUGGGGGCCCAACAAUGGCCAUCAUUGCACUGAAGUGUCCUUCUAUUGAGGUGGCUGUUGUGGACAUCUCUGUGUCUAGGAUCACAGCCUGGAACAGCGACCAGCUCCCCAUCUAUGAGCCUGGUCUUGAUGACGUUGUGAAGCAAUGCAGAGGCAAGAACCUCUUCUUCAGUACUGAUGUGGAAAAACAUGUCUCAGAGGCCGACAUAGUGUUUGUCUCUGUCAACACCCCAACCAAAACUCGGGGUCUUGGGGCGGGGAAGGCUGCAGAUCUGACUUAUUGGGAGAGUGCAGCUCGUAUGAUUGCUGAUGUGUCAAAAUCUAACAAAAUUGUAGUUGAGAAAUCGACGGUUCCAGUCAAAACUGCUGAGGCAAUUGAAAAAAUUCUCACCCACAACAGCAAGGGAAUCCAAUUCCAAAUUCUGUCAAACCCAGAAUUCCUUGCUGAGGGGACUGCAAUUCAAGAUCUUCUCAACCCUGACAGAGUCCUCAUUGGAGGCCGGGAGACCCCAGAAGGCCAGAAGGCCAUCCAAGCAUUGAAGGAUGUCUAUGCUCAGUGGGUCCCUGAGGAACGCAUACUAACUGCCAAUCUCUGGUCUGCAGAGCUCUCAAAGCUUGCUGCGAAUGCCUUUUUGGCCCAGAGAAUAUCCUCAGUUAAUGCCAUGUCAGCUCUUUGUGAGGCUACUGGGGCAAAUGUAAUGCAGGUAUCAUAUGCUGUGGGUAAGGACUCGAGGAUUGGACCCAAGUUCCUGAAUUCUAGUGUUGGCUUUGGGGGGUCCUGCUUCCAGAAGGAUAUUUUAAACCUGGUUUACAUAUGCGAGUGCAAUGGUCUUCCUGAGGUUGCAGAGUACUGGAAACAGGUCAUCAAGAUCAACGAUUACCAGAAGAACCGUUUUGUGAACCGUGUAGUUGCCUCCAUGUUUAACACGGUUUCAAACAAGAAGAUUGCAGUUUUGGGGUUUGCAUUCAAGAAAGAUACUGGAGACACGAGGGAGACCCCCGCCAUUGACGUGUGCAAGGGGCUAUUGGGUGACAAGGCCCGGUUGAGCAUUUACGACCCACAGGUCGCGGAAGACCAGAUCCAGAGGGACCUCACGAUGGACAAAUUUACUUGGGACCAUCCCAUUCACCUCCAGCCAAUGAGCCCCACCACUGUGAAGCAAGUCAGCGUGGUUUGGGAUGCCUAUGAAGCAACAAAGGAUGCCCAUGGUGUUUGCAUUCUGACCGAGUGGGAUGAGUUUAAGACACUUGAUUACAAGAGAGUUUAUGAUAACAUGCAGAAACCGGCUUUUGUAUUUGAUGGCAGGAACGUGGUUGAUGCAGAUAAGCUGCGCGAGAUUGGUUUCAUUGUGUACUCAAUUGGUAAGCCCCUGGAUCCAUGGCUCAAGGACAUGCCAGCUGUGGCAUAGAAGAAGAUAAUGGAUGCACGAUCGAGGCUUGUGGGUCAAUGAAUCUUAGUUGGAGGCAAUCAGUCUUAUUCUUUUAUAUAUCUUUUUUAUAUUCUUGUGAAAGUAAGAGGCUCUAUGUUUUGCCCUACAUUUGUGUUCAAAGUCAUUAAUGUCCGUCUGUUAUUUGUUUGCUAGCAAACUUUGAUCUUUUGUAUUUGGCUUAUAUUCGAGAGAAAAUUUUCAUAAUCUAAAA
Molecule: messenger RNA, 1893 nt
Organism: Carya illinoinensis
Lineage: Eukaryota; Viridiplantae; Streptophyta; Magnoliopsida; Fagales; Juglandaceae
Product: UDP-glucose 6-dehydrogenase 1
Exons: 2
Coding region: 219-1661 (480 amino acids)
Biological process (GO): glycosaminoglycan biosynthetic process
Cellular component (GO): cytosol; nucleus
Molecular function (GO): UDP-glucose 6-dehydrogenase activity; NAD binding
Source: RefSeq, a predicted model, not a curated record